UUAUAAAGCGUUUAGUACAGUUCGGUUGUUCAAGCAGCGAACUUCGUCCGCGUUAUUCUUUUCUAAUGUAAUAUUUAUAUUUCUACAAUCUACAAUGUUGCGUUAUUUUGUAGUUUUCUAUGUAUUAUUUGGCUCAUUAUUCGUCGAAGGCAUGUGGUUGGCCCAACCUGGCCCAAAAUAUCCACCGACAAAAGGUGAAGUCUGGCCAAAACCUCAAAUUGAAGUUAAGGAGAAAACAUUUUAUAUUUUUAACCCUUCUCAAUUUAAAGUUAAGAUUCUGGAUCAGACCUGCGCAAUAUUAACGGACGCAAUUGCUCGAUACUCCUAUAUAAUUGAGAAUAAACUUGGGGCAAAAACUCGUGACAUAGAGCCAUUAACACUUCUCAGUCUCUCUACAAACAAUGAUACUUAUUUCAAGGGGCAUCUAAACGAACUGCAAAUUACCCUCACGUCACCGUGUGAAGAGUAUCCUUAUUUGGAUAUGGAUGAAAGCUAUAAUCUUACCGUAUCAUCGAGCGCAAAGCUGAUCAGUUCAUCAAUAUGGGGUGCCGUAAGAGGUCUCGAGACGUUCGCACAACUUUUUUAUCUAUCCGAUGAUCGCAACGAAAUUCAAGUAAAUGAAACCGUGAUAUUUGAUUUUCCACGAUAUAAACAUCGAGGACUGUUAUUAGACACAUCCCGUCACUUUAUUACCCUACCAAACAUCUUAAAAACACUGGAUGCAAUGGCAAUGAAUAAGAUGAAUGUAUUCCAUUGGCACAUAGUGGAUGAUCAGAGUUUUCCUUAUCAAAGUGAACGAUUUCCAGAAUUAAGCGAAAGAGGUGCUUACGACCCGUCAAUGAUCUAUACAAAGGCAGAUAUUGAAAGAGUGAUUGAACAUGCUAGAAAUCGCGGUAUCAGAGUUAUACCGGAAUUUGAUGUUCCUGGACACACUGGUUCUUGGGGUAAUGCAUACGGUGGAAUGCUGACUGAGUGUUACGAAAAUGGGCAAGUUAUAGGAUUUGGUCCUAUGGAUCCGACGAGAAAUACGACUUACAAACUUCUCCGAGAUUUGUUUAAAGAAGUGCAAAAUUUGUUCCCGGAUACGUACUUCCAUGUUGGUGGCGAUGAGGUUGAGUUAGAAUGCUGGCGAUCGAAUCCUAAACUUAUAGAAUACAUGAAAGUUAAUAACCUAACUGCAUCGGACUUGCACGCUCUUUUUAUGAGAAAUGUUAUUCCACUAUUAGCUAAAACAACAAUGCCCAUUGUAUGGCAGGAAGUAUACGAUGAGGGAGUUUCCCUUUCGAGAGUUACGCUUGUACAAGUAUGGAAAUAUAACUGGAUUACUGAAAUGAUAAAUGUAUUGAGAACCGGACAUCGAGUUUUAUUCUCUUCUUCGUGGUACUUAGAUGCUUUGGGCUCCGAGUGGAAAGACUAUUACGCAGCUGAUCCUCGUCAAAUGGUGUUUGAUGUGACGGGUAACGAAACACUUCUAGCAGACAUCGUUGGAGGAGAAGCUUGUAUGUGGGGUGAGAUGGCUGACGACAGAAAUGUUAUUAACAGAGUAUGGCCACGGGCGAGUGCUGUCGCUGAAAGACUCUGGAGCUACCAAGAUAGCAUGAGACGUUACAAGUUAUCGCGCGCCCCUUCCGAAGCAUACCACCGUAUUGAAGAACAUGCAUGCCGUAUGAUACGCCGCGGUAUUGAUGCGCAACCACCUUCGGGACCUGGAUUUUGUGUUGUCUAAGUUAUUUAUCGCACUAUCGUUUGUACGAAAUUUAGAUCGUAAAAUAGUUUUU
Molecule: messenger RNA, 1778 nt
Organism: Pararge aegeria (speckled wood butterfly)
Lineage: Eukaryota; Metazoa; Arthropoda; Insecta; Lepidoptera; Nymphalidae
Product: beta-hexosaminidase subunit beta-like
Exons: 10
Coding region: 95-1726 (543 amino acids)
Biological process (GO): carbohydrate metabolic process; ganglioside catabolic process; glycosaminoglycan metabolic process
Cellular component (GO): membrane
Molecular function (GO): beta-N-acetylhexosaminidase activity
Source: RefSeq, a predicted model, not a curated record